GUGAACCUGGAGCUGCACAAGCGAACCUCGCCGCCGAUCUCGCCGCAAGACCCCGGCCAACAAGGGCAGCGCGGCUUCCUCAUCCGCAAGUCUUGUCUGCACCCUCGCUGGAAGGGCCACUCCGAAUAUGCCAGCCACCUGAACCACCUGGGCGGCGUGUUUGCACGCGACGAGGGCGAGGGCGACCAGAUCUGCAGGGGCCUGAUCACGCUCGCCGUCUUGGCG
Messenger RNA from Prorocentrum cordatum, 225 nucleotides. NCBI's taxonomy places the organism in Eukaryota, Dinophyceae, Prorocentrales, Prorocentraceae. The record is from the annotation of a GenBank genome assembly.